Molecule: messenger RNA, 1817 nt
Organism: Tauraco erythrolophus (red-crested turaco)
Lineage: Eukaryota; Metazoa; Chordata; Aves; Musophagiformes; Musophagidae
Source: RefSeq, a predicted model, not a curated record
CGGAGUGGGCGUAGUAAAAAAUGGAGAGAGAUGCUGAAGUUGCCACCUGUUAGUCAUUGUGAAGGUAUUAGAUGCUCAAUCGAAAGAGACUAUAACCAGCUUUGUGACAAACAGCCGAUAGGAAGACUUCUCUUCAGACAGUUCUGUGAUUCCAGACCAGAUUUGAAAAGAUGCAUUGAAUUUCUGGACGCAGUGGCAGAUUAUGAGGUAUCUUCAGAUGAAAAGCGUAUAGACUGUGGCCUGAAAGUUUUAGAGACGUACUUCACUAAUGGGUCUGCAGCACACUUGCCAGAAAUACCUCAGGAAACAGUAAAUGAAUGUAAAGCAAGACUGGAAAAGAACCCUUCUAAGGAUCUUUUUAUGGACUGUACUAGAAUUGUCCAUGAAUACCUAAGCAGAAGACCUUUUGAAGCAUACCAAGACAGUGUGUAUUUUUCCCGUUUUUUACAGUGGAAAUGGCUGGAAAAGCAACCAGUAACCAAACACACAUUUAGGCAUUACCGAGUACUAGGCAAAGGCGGAUUUGGAGAGGUAUGUGCGUGUCAAGUACGAGCAACAGGAAAAAUGUAUGCUUGUAAAAAGCUAGAAAAAAAGAGGAUAAAGAAGAGGAAAGGAGAAUCAAUGGCUCUAAAUGAAAAAAGAAUUCUAGAAAAAGUGAAUAGUAGGUUUGUAGUUAGUUUAUCCUAUACAUAUGAGACGAAAGAUGCCCUGUGUUUAGUAUUAACCAUAAUGAAUGGAGGAGAUUUGAAGUUUCACAUAUAUAACAUGGGAAAUCCUGGCUUUGAUGAAGAAAGGGCUAUUUUCUAUGCUGCAGAACUGUGCUGUGGUCUGGAGGAUUUGCAGAAGGAGAGAAUUGUUUACAGAGACUUGAAGCCUGAGAAUAUCCUCCUUGAUGACUGUGGACAUAUUAGAAUUUCAGAUCUUGGAUUAGCUGUGCAGAUUCCAGAAGGAGAAAUGGUUCGAGGACGGGUUGGGACUGUUGGUUACAUGGCUCCAGAAGUGCUCAAAAAUGAAAAGUAUACAUUCAGCCCGGAUUGGUGGGGUCUUGGGUGCUUGAUUUAUGAAAUGAUUGAAGGACAGUCUCCAUUCAGGAAGCAUAAGGAAAGGGUCAAACGGGAUGAGAUUGACCGGAGAGUAAAGGAAGACCAGGAAACAUACUCAGACAAGUUCUCAGAGGAGGCAAAAUCCAUCUGCAGGAUGUUACUUGCUAAAAAUCCAGGGGAACGACUGGGUUGCACUGAAGAUGGAGCUGCUAUUGUAAAGCAACAUCCUAUUUUCAAGAAUAUUAACUUCAAGAGGCUGGAAGCUAACAUGUUAGAACCUCCGUUCUUGCCAGAUCCACGUGCCGUAUAUUGUAAAGAUGUCCUGGACAUAGAGCAGUUCUCAACAGUAAAAGGAGUGAACCUGGAUACUACAGAUGACGACUUCUAUUCCAAAUUUGUUACGGGUUGUGUCUCAAUUCCUUGGCAAAAUGAGAUGAUCGAAACGGGAUGCUUCGAAGAUAUCAACGCAUAUGAAACUGAUGGUACUGUGUCACCAGAGAGAGAGAGGUCUCCUAAACCAAAGAGAGGCUUCUUUCACAGACUUUUUAGUGGAGAGGUCUGCUUUAAAUCUGAUUGCAGUGAUGAUGAGCAGGAGUCCUCCAGGCUUUAAAUCAUUUUACUCUCAUCAGAAAGGAUGAGCAAACUUUAAAUGUUUUAUAUCUCUGUAGCAAAGUGUAUUAUAUAUAUUUUUUAUCUGAGUUCAAGGAUUUUUGUACAUUUGUACUUGAUUUGUUUUAAGAUGUAUAUUUUCACUAAAGCUUAAUUGUACAAAAA